Molecule: messenger RNA, 646 nt
Organism: Paramecium tetraurelia
Lineage: Eukaryota; Ciliophora; Oligohymenophorea; Peniculida; Parameciidae
Exons: 3
Biological process (GO): mitochondrial electron transport, ubiquinol to cytochrome c
Molecular function (GO): electron transfer activity; heme binding
Source: RefSeq, a predicted model, not a curated record
GAUAGAUAUAUUCACGACAGUACUCAUUCUCUUGAUAUUCACUAUUAUAGGAAUCUACCCUCCCUACUUUUCUUAAGACUAAGCUAAAAAUGCAAAUGGCGGAGUUUGGCCAACAGAUUUCUCCAAAAUCAGACUCAGACCAGGAGGUGUCAAUUACAUCUACAACAUUUUGACUGGUUACCACUAUAAGCCUUAUUAAGGAUUGGAUGUUCCUAAAGGUAAGGCAUACAAUCCCUAUUUUGAUCACAUGAUAAUUGGUAUGGUUAGAUAAUUGCACGAUGGUCUUGUUGAUUACGAAGAUGGAACUCCAGCAUCAACUCCUUAGAUGGCAUUUGAUGUCACAAACUUUAUUUAAUUUGUGCAAAGAAGAAGUGGUUUCCAAAGACCAGAUAAGACUGUAAGAUACUAUAUGUUCUUGACUGGAAUUGCUUUGAUCUAUCCUUUUGCUUACUUGAAGACUAGGGGAUUCUACAGAAACAAUCUCUCUCUUAGAUGGGAAAUGUAUGCAGUCAGAGACGGUGUGUAUUACAAUCACUUUAAAAAAGGAUGGAAGAACUCUAGAGCUAUUCAAUUUAGAGGUCAAGUCUGGGCUUGAAAGUUCUAUAAAAUAUUAAAAACAAUAAAUAUAAUUUAUUUAUAUAUAUUU